Molecule: messenger RNA, 1384 nt
Organism: Fusarium oxysporum Fo47
Lineage: Eukaryota; Fungi; Ascomycota; Sordariomycetes; Hypocreales; Nectriaceae
Product: Snf7-domain-containing protein
Exons: 4
Coding region: 317-988 (223 amino acids)
Biological process (GO): vesicle budding from membrane; late endosome to vacuole transport via multivesicular body sorting pathway
Cellular component (GO): ESCRT III complex; multivesicular body; cytoplasmic side of plasma membrane
Source: RefSeq, a predicted model, not a curated record
GAGUCCCGCAGGCUACCUUCAACUUUACACUACCUAGGACGACGACGCUGACGACAACGAACAUCACAACUUACAGGGCAUAUCGCGCUUCUUAUUCAUAUAUACUAGAAGCUUCCGAUAUCCUGUGUAGCCCCGGUGGUCAUUAUUCUCCUGAAGCCUGACCCCACUACCCGAUACUGAGUCGAGGCUCAUUACGCCAUUUUCUGCUCCGACACUGCACGACGAGAUCGCUCAUCAAGAGGAACAGGACUCGCGCUCCCUUUUCCUCAUCAAACUCAUAUUUAUCCCCAAUCUUCACCGAUCAGAAACUGUAAACAUGUGGGGUUGGUUCGGUGGCGCCGCGGCCCAAAAACGCAAGGACACGCCCAAGAAUGCGAUCCUCGGGCUGCGAGCGCAGCUUGACAUGUUGCAGAAGCGCGAGAGGCAUCUCCAGAACCAGAUCGACGAGCAGGAUGCUACCGCACGCAAGAACGUGAGCACCAACAAGAACGCGGCCAAAGCGGCCUUGAGGCGCAAGAAGACACACGAGCACGCGCUCGAGCAAACCGUCGCACAGAUCGGUACACUAGAGCAGCAAAUCAACUCGAUCGAGUCCGCCAAUAUCAACAAGGAGACUCUGGCAGCCAUGAGCAACGCCAACGCGGCCAUGAAGCAGAUCUAUGGAGGUCUUACGGUGGACAAGGUUGAUGCAACAAUGGACGAACUGCGUGAGCAUAAUGCAAUGAGCGACGAGAUUGUCAACGCAAUCACCUCGAACUCAUUAGGCGAGCCGAUCGACGAGGAUGAGUUGGAGAACGAAUUGGAUGAGCUACAACAGGAGCAGCUCGACGAACAGAUGCUGAAGACAGGCACCGUCCCUGUGUCAGAUGCUGUGCAUAAGCUACCCACGCCGGCUAGGGAAGAGCCCGUGUCAAGCAAGAAGCAGGCAGUUGAAGAAGAUGACGAGGAAGCCGAACUUCGGAAGUUGCAGGCUGAAAUGGCCAUGUGAGAUUGUUAAUAGAGGAAUUUGAUGUUUGCAUAGCAUUUAGUUGGUAGGGACUGAGGGCGAAGCUACAUUAUAUGUGGCGUUUUCAUCUACCACAGACAAGAGACGGCUUUGUGGUAUUCGGAGCUUCCUGUGCCCUGGCGGAUUUGUGGUUCUAUUAUGGGUGUUAUUGUCGGCGUCGGCGUCCAAGGUUGUUGUUGAUCUUUAUCGUUUACGAAACUCUUUCCAUCUUUCGCCUGGCAAUCCGGCUUGAGCAUCGUGACCGCACAGAGGUGUUUCUGAUGACGGUACGCCUGGCAAGGAUGCACUUGAUAAGAGACCUGUGUGAUGGUUGACGAGCCUUGAAAUAGGAGAGAAUCUAGAUCUUCAAUGCGAAUAUAUCCCGUAAAGCUGACCAAA